Didymodactylos carnosus is the source of this 1452-nucleotide messenger RNA. Lineage: Eukaryota; Metazoa; Rotifera; Eurotatoria; Philodinida; Philodinidae. The record is from the annotation of a GenBank genome assembly.
AUGGGUAAAGAUUUUUAUGAUGUGUUGGGUAUAACGCGUACGGCAACCGAUGAUGAAAUAAAACGUGCUUAUAAACAAAAAGCGUUGAAAUGUCACCCAGAUAAAAAUUGGGAGCCAGAUGCUGAAAAAAAGUUUAUGGACAUUUCCGAAGCAUACGAAAUUCUAAGUGACAUAAAUAAACGUUCAAUCUAUGAUCGUUAUGGAAAUGAAGGUUUAAAAGAUUAUACAUUAUGGAAUACAUUUGAUUCACGUACAACGUAUAAAAAUUUGUUUCCAAAUGGGGACACAGGAACACCGCAUCCCAAUGGAGAUGAUUAUUAUGACGGAAAUUAUUGUAUUAAAUACAAAGAUCCGACAACAUUUUAUGAUUUAUAUGUUACAUUAGAAGAAGUGAAUAAUGGAGCAAUGAGAAAAAUGAAAAUAACACGCAAACGAUAUAAUCAAGAAUUAAAAACAGUUGUUAAAGAUGAAAAAGUUCUUGAAAUACAAGUUAAACCUGGUUGGAAAGAAGGUACAAAGAUCACGUUCGAAGGUGAAGGGGACGAAGGAGAUGCUCGUACGUUAGCGGGUGAUAUCGUGUUCAUAAUUCGAGAUAAAGUGCAUCCAACAUUCGAACGUUCGAAUUCCGAUUUAAUUUAUCGCGCUAAAGUAACAAUAAAACAAGCGUUAUUAGGAACAGUAAUACAAAUACCAUUUUUAAACGCACAAAAAAAAUCAUAUCCAUUAAAAAUGCAAGAAAUCAUUACACCACAAACAGAAAAACAUUUUCUAAAUGAAGGAUUACCAUAUCCAAAAGACUCAACUAAACGUGGAUUAUUAAUUGUCAAAUUUGACAUUAUUUUUCCCAAACUAUUGAGUGAUGAACAAAAAACCCUUCUUGACUAUUGUUUUCCAAAUUCAAUUGAUUUUUAUCAAACAAGUGUAACUGACAUAACAACGAUCGAUGAACAACAACGACAACAGCAACAACAACAGCAGCAACAACAACAGCAACAACAACAACAACAACAGCAACAACAACGACAACAGGAGCAAAAAAAACAACAGCAACAAGAACAACAACAGCAGCAACAAGAACAACAACAAGAGCAACAGCAACAACAACAGCAGCAGCAAGAGCAACAGAACAACAAUCAUCAUCGAUUUAACCACUAUAAUGCUCAGCAUACACCACCGACACAAAGAAGUCAAAAGUCUCAGAAUAAACAUCAUUACCAAACGAAUGGCACUGCAUCACCUUCUACAUGUCCUACAAUUAAUGUGAAUGAAACAAUAGAACAACAACAAAAAUCGCCACCCAAUCGUUCAGAUCAAGUGAAACCAUCAACAAACCAUUCAUCAAUUUCUCCUAGUCAUAGUGUUAUGCCACCCUCACCAACUAUUUCUUCAAAGCUAAUGACUGUUACAAACGGAAUAAAACAAUCAUCGAUCAUCAAUGAAGUGUCCUUCUGA